Messenger RNA from Elgaria multicarinata webbii, 5340 nucleotides. RefSeq names its product calmodulin binding transcription activator 1 (gene CAMTA1). Gene Ontology annotation, molecular function: transcription coregulator activity; double-stranded DNA binding; protein binding. Gene Ontology annotation, biological process: regulation of transcription by RNA polymerase II. Gene Ontology annotation, cellular component: nucleus. NCBI's taxonomy places the organism in Eukaryota, Metazoa, Chordata, Lepidosauria, Squamata, Anguidae. The transcript is spliced from 24 exons. The coding region runs from base 130 to 5292 and encodes 1720 amino acids. The record is from RefSeq and is a predicted model, not a curated record.
GGCGGCGGCGGCAGCAGCGGCAGCAGCAGCAGAGGAGGCGGUGGCAGUGGCGGCAACGGCGAGCGCGCCUGCCUGGGUCCCGGUCGCGAGGAGGAGGCGGCGGAGGAGGAUGUGGCGCGCGGAGGGGAAAUGGCCGCCGAAAACAAGCCGGAAGAUGAUCAUGGGAACAGCAAUGGAAGUCAUGUAAAAAUCUUUUUACCGAAAAAGCUGCUUGAAUGUCUACCAAAAUGUUCCAGUUUACCAAAAGAGAGGCACCGUUGGAACACUAAUGAGGAAAUUGCUGCAUAUCUAAUAACGUUUGAAAAACACGAGGAAUGGCUAACGACCUCCCCUAAAACCAGGCCUCAGAAUGGCUCUAUGAUCCUAUACAACAGGAAGAAGGUGAAAUACAGGAAAGAUGGAUAUUGCUGGAAAAAGCGGAAAGAUGGGAAGACCACCCGAGAAGACCACAUGAAGCUGAAGGUGCAAGGAGUGGAGUGCCUCUACGGCUGCUACGUCCAUUCCUCAAUCAUCCCAACUUUCCACCGAAGGUGCUACUGGCUUCUUCAGAACCCAGACAUUGUCCUUGUGCACUACCUGAACGUGCCGGCCAUCGAGGACUGUGGAAAGCCAUGCGGGCCCAUCCUGUGCUCCAUCAACACGGACAAGAAGGAGUGGGCAAAAUGGACGAAGGAGGAGCUGAUUGGGCAGCUCAAGCCCAUGUUUCACGGCAUCAAGUGGACCUGCAGCAACGGGAACAGCAGUUCGGGCUUCUCGGUGGAGCAGCUGGUGCAACAGAUCCUGGACAGCCACCAGACCAAGCCGCAGCCCCGGACGCACAAUUGCCUUUGCACAGGCAACUUGGGCGCAGGGAGCAGCGUGCACCACAAGUGCAACAGUGCCAAACACCGCAUCAUAUCGCCAAAGGUCGAGCCGAGGUCCGGGGGGUACAGCGCCCACUCUGAGGUGCAGAACAACGACGUCUCCGAAGGCAAGAACGAGCACAGCAAGUCCUCCAGCCGCGAGAAGCGCAACGGCAAAGUGGCCAAGCCCGUGCUGCUCCAUCAGAACAGCACGGAGGUCUCCUCGACCAAUCAGGUUGAAGUCCCCGACACGACCCAGAACUCCCCGGUGUCCAUCAGCAGCGGGCUGAACAGCGACCCGGACGUGGCCGACAGUCCGGUGGUGACCGGGGUGUCCAGCAUGGCCGUGGCCUCGGCGAUGGGCAACCUGUCACAGAGCGCCACGGUCUUCAUGCCCGACGUCGCCAGCGAGGCCGUCUACACCAUGUCGCCCACCAGCGGGCCGAAUCAGCACCUGCUCUCCUCGGACGCAGCCGCGCAAGGGCUGGUCCUGGCCGUGAGCUCGGACGGCCACAAGUUUGCCUUCCCGACAGCCAGCAGCUCUGACGGCCUCUCCAUGCUGCCCGCCGGUGUCUCGGAAGAGCUGGUGCUCUCCACGACUCUCGAUGGUGGCAGGAAGAUCCCAGAGGCCACCAUGAAUUUCGACCCGGACUGCUUCCUCAACAACCCCAAGCAAGGGCAGACGUACGGCGGCGGCGGCCCCAAGGCGGACGGCCUGGGCCCCAACGUCCGGCACUCGCCCACGACGGAGCGGGGCUUCAACUUCAGCGCGGCCCUCGCUAAGGAGAUUAAAACGGAGGACACGUCCUUCGAGCAGCAGAUGUCCAAAGAAGCGUUCUCUUCCUCGGCUUCGUCCAACUCGCUCAGCCUCACCCCGGGCUCCGGCUUGCUCCCCUCCGGCGGAGGCCUCAGCCCCAGCACCACCCUGGAGCAAAUGGACUUCAGCGCCAUCGACUCCAACAAGGACUACUCCUCCGGCUUCAGCCAAGCAGUCCAGAGUCCCCACGUCCACCAGACGCCGUCGCCCAGCUUCUUCCUGCAAGACGCCGGCAAGCCGGCUCUCCCGCUGGAGCAGAGCGCCCACAACAGCCUGGGUGAUGGGAGCAGCUCUUUCGCCAACCCCUUGGGGCUCCCCAGUGUGAAGACGGAGGCCUCCCCGCAAGGCGCCUCCAACUGCAACGGCGCAGUGGAGGCCCGGAUCGAGCCCACCUCCUCCCUGCAGCUCCUGCAGUUCCAGGCCAACUUCCAGGGCAUGGCAGCGGAAGGGGAGGUCCCCAUGGAGACCUCAGCGCAGGCCGAAGGUGGCGAAACCCUGCUGAAGCCGGGGGACCUGCAGAGCUGCGGCACGGAGCACUACCUGCAGCCCGAGAGCAACGGGGGCCUGAGGAACGGUGGUGGCGGCGGUGGCGGCGGCCUCCCCAUCCUGCAAGGGAACAUGGUGCAAGGGCUGUACCCUGUGGCCCACCCGGGCUUGAGCAACACCUCCAACAUGGAGCUCAGCCUGGAUCACUUCGACAUCUCCUUCAGCAACCAGUUCUCCGACCUGAUCAACGACUUCAUCUCGGUGGAAGGCGGCGGCGCUGGCGGCGCCAUCUACAGCCACCAGCUGGUGGCCGGGGAGAGCGCCGGGCUCUCCCAGGCGGAGGACGGCAACCGGGCCGCCUACAGCCAAGCCGAGAUGUGCAUCCCCUGCUGCAGCCCCCAGCAAGCCAACCUGCACCUCAGCGGUGCCGAGAACGGGGCCAGCACCAUGGCCUACAUGCACGUGACCGAGGUGGUGUCGGCGGCCGCCGCCGCCGCCGCCGCAGCACAGAGCACUUUGGGCAUGCUCCAGCAGAGCGGGCGCCUCUUCAUGGUGACGGACUACUCGCCUGAGUGGUCUUACCCGGAGGGGGGCGUGAAGGUGCUGAUCACGGGGCCAUGGCAGGAGGCCAGCAAUAACUACAGCUGCCUGUUUGAUCAGAUCUCGGUGCCUGCCUCCUUGAUACAGCCGGGGGUGCUCCGUUGCUACUGCCCAGCUCACGACACGGGUCUGGUCACGCUGCAAGUGGCCUUCAACAACCAGAUCAUCUCCAACUCGGUGGUCUUUGAGUACAAAGCACGAGCCCUGCCCAGCCUGCCUUCCUCGCAGCACGACUGGCUGUCCCUGGACGAUAACCAGUUCAGGAUGUCUAUCCUGGAGCGACUUGAGCAGAUGGAGCGGAGGAUGGCCGAAAUGACCGGCGCCCAGCAGCACAAGCCCGGAGGUGGCGGUGGUGGCAAUGGAGGCAGCCAAGCACAGUGCAUUUCAGGAGCUGCCACCGCCGCUGCCGCCGCCUUGGGCACCUGCUUCGAGAGCCGCGUGGUGGUCGUGUGUGAGAAGAUGAUGAACCGGGCCUGCUGGGCCAAGUCCAAGCACCUGAUCCACUCCAAGACCUUCCGGGGAAUGACGCUGCUGCACCUGGCCGCCGCCCAGGGCUACGCCACCCUCAUCCAGACCCUCCUCAAGUGGCGGACCAAACACGCCGACAGCAUCGACCUGGAGCUGGAAGUUGACCCCUUGAACGUGGACCAUUUCUCUUGCACCCCGCUGAUGUGGGCAUGUGCGUUGGGCCACAUGGACGCCGCUGUGGUCCUCUACAAGUGGGACCGCCGGGCCAUCUCCAUCCCCGACUCCCUGGGCCGGCUGCCCUUGGCCAUCGCCCGCUCCCGUGGCCACGUCAAGCUGGCGGAGCGCCUGGAGCAGCUGCAGCGGGAGGAGCAGGCCCAGCUCCGGCAAGCCCCCCGGAUCCCGGGCUGCCCUUCGCGCGAGGAGCCCAGUGGCGAGAACUGGGUCGCUCAGUGGCACAGUGAGAUGGUUGCCUCUCAGGAGCCCGCCAAGGGCGUCACCGUGGUUUCAAAUUCCAAUACAGAAUUGAGGCGGCCUCGCUCGGAGCCCUCCAGCUACUACAGCAGCGAGAGCCAGAAGGACUACCCGGCGCCCAAAAAACACAAGCUCAACCCGGACUACUUCUCGGCUCGGCAGGACCAGCUGCUCUCCACCGCCCUGAGCCUGGAGCAGCCCAGCGCACGGAAGUCGGGCUCCAGUGCCAAGCAGCACCUCCCCGACAUCCUCGGCCUGCGGCACGGGCUGCGGGACUACGGCAGGGAGCUGGUCCCAGACGUGUCUGGCUACCGUAGCGGCGGCACCGGCCAGGCGGGGCUCAAGUGGAGCCCCAAGGAGGCCUACGUCGCCCUGUCCGCGGUGCAGGUGGGCGGCAGCCCCAAGGGCGCGUCCCUGGCCAAGGACUCGGGCGUCCUACGGCUGCAGCCGCGGGAGCAGCAGCAGCAGCGGGAACAGAUGGGCGCGUCCCUGAUGAUGGCGGACAGGGAGGCGGCCGACGCCGAGCUGCUCGCCUUCCGGGAUGGCGCGGACGGCGGAGACGGCUUGCAGCAGGUGGACGAUCUGCAGGUGACCAUGAUGACCCUGGCGGAGCACAUCAUAGAGGCCACGCCGGAGAGGAUCAAGCGCGAGACCUUUGUGCCGGCGGAGACGCCGCUGGCCGAACGGACGGAGAGCGUGGCCCUGAGCACCUCGAUGAGCUGGCUGGCCAGUUACCUCGCAGAUGUCGACCAUUUACCCAGCGCAGCUCAGAUCAGAAGCCUCUACGGCGGCCCCCUGACCCCUCCUUCCAACACCAGCCUGAGCCCCGCCGGCUCGCCAGCCCCCGAGGCGGCUUUUGAGAAGCCCCCCAGCCUCCCCUCGGCCACGGACUGGUCCGAGUUCCUCAGCGCCUCCGCCAGCGAGAAGGUGGAGAAGGAGUUUGCACAGCUGACGCUCUCGGACCACGAACAGCGAGAGCUCUACGAGGCGGCCAGGCUGGUCCAGACAGUCUUCAGGAAAUACAAGGGAUGCCCCCUCCGGGAGCAGCAGGAAGUGGCCGCUGCUGUCAUUCAGCGUUGUUACCGGAAGUACAAGCAGCUUACUUGGAUAGCCUUGAAGUAUGCACUUUAUAAGAAGAUGAUACAAGCUGCCAUCAUUAUCCAGAGCAAAUUCCGAAGCUACUACGAGCAGAAGAAAUUCCAGCAGAGCCGGAGAGCGGCUGUCCUCAUCCAGCAGUUCUAUCGCAGCUACAAGGAAUGUGGCAAGAGGAGGCAAAGUCGCAGGACGGCUGCCCUCGUGCAGCAGAAGCUCAGAAGCAGCCUGUUCACCAAGAAGCAGGACCAAGCUGCCCGCAAGAUCAUGCGGUUUUUACGACGCUGCCGCCACAGCCCUCUGGUGGACCAUAGGCGGUACAAAAGGGACCAGGAUGCUUUUGAAGCACCAGCCUGUGGGCUCAGUUGCCGGCCGCUAGCUCUGGGCGGGCCACGCUCCCCCUGGGCCGCUCUCUCCUUUUGCUUUGCCGCUCAAAUGAGAGGCCUGGACCACGGGAGGAGCCCCCUUUCCCCCCAUUGCCCUCGGGCCGUUUCUGCUCUGAGAGCGACAGAGUGAAAGAAUUGAAAAAGGCCAAGGAACUUGAAGAGAGAGACGGCAGCAGCA